Rhododendron vialii is the source of this 1201-nucleotide messenger RNA. Its product is annotated as WRKY DNA-binding transcription factor 70-like. NCBI's taxonomy places the organism in Eukaryota, Viridiplantae, Streptophyta, Magnoliopsida, Ericales, Ericaceae. The record is from RefSeq and is a predicted model, not a curated record. Bases 242 to 985 code for a protein of 247 amino acids. The transcript is spliced from 3 exons. Gene Ontology annotation, molecular function: DNA-binding transcription factor activity; sequence-specific DNA binding. Gene Ontology annotation, biological process: regulation of DNA-templated transcription.
AUUGUUUCCACAAAUAACGCUACGCCCACCGACUUGGGAGUCGGUGAACUUCUGCGGAAAAGCUGAAGCGUAGGGUGGACUGUGUUUCCACAGAAGGAAUUUUCUUCGAAGCUCUCUCACAGCUUCCCAGCAAAGCAAUUGUCCUGUCUUUAUUAAUAAUUCGCAUUACAUGAAAUGAAAUGAAAUCACUCCCCUCCUCCUUCACUUUUCAACUUCAUAGAAGAGAUCAGGCACCCCAAAUAUGGACUCCAGUUUGCCGGAAAACUUGAUCGCUCUCCGGGAUAACGCCGUUCAAGAGCUGACCGAAGCCCAUGACUGGGCGAACCAGCUCAGAGCCAUCAUCAACGAGCCCUUCGGUACCGAUAGAUCGGUGGAAGCCGAUUACCUAAUCACGAAAAUUUUGGGAUCGUUCACGGAGACUAUUUCGAUGCUGAAUUCCGGCAAGGUUACCGAUCCAGUUCCGGCGAAGCCAGCUGGGGUACCCAUGAAUUCGGCUAGCCGGGAGUUUAGAGUUUCCGAGGAGCGUAUGAAGAGUUCUUCGGCGUUAAAAAACAGGAUGGUGUUCAAGGAAAGAAAGACUGCCAUCCCCCGGACAAGAAUCACCCCAAAUUUACUCGACGAUGGCCAUUCAUGGAGGAAGUUUGGACAGAAAGUUAUCCUAGGUUCCAAACACCCAAGGAACUACUAUAGGUGCGCUUUCAGAAAUGAUCAGGGUUGCCAAGCCAAAAAACAGACUCAAGUAACCGAUGAUGACCCAUCAAUGUCCGAGACGAAAUAUCUUGGCGAGCAUACUUGCAAAAAUCAACUUGCAGCUCCUCCUCAGAUAAUCUUGGAUUCUACUACUCCUAUGGAGCCCAUUAAUUUCAAUCAUUUUUUUAGCUUUGGCUCAAGCAAUAGCCCAAACGACGAAUUGGAUUGCCAAUCUUAUUCUACCUCAACAACAAUCCAUCACCCUCCUGUGAUUAUUUCCAGUUAUAGGACUUAAGAGCGUUUCAUUUAUUUGGGUCUAGUCCAGUGUUGUCGUCAGGUUCUGAUCAAGUGGACGUCCAUGAGUACUAGUGUGCUACUACUGCUGUGUUUUUUUUCCCCCCUCCGGCUUUGAUGCAUAAGUGCUACCCGUUUGGUUACGUAGUGUGUGUAAUUACAUGCCACUGCUGAAUGUGUGAUUACUAUUUUAAUACUGUAGUAUAAUAAUUGCUAA